This is a messenger RNA of Morchella sextelata, 807 nucleotides long. RefSeq lists its product as uncharacterized. The coding region runs from base 1 to 807 and encodes 268 amino acids. Gene Ontology annotation, cellular component: membrane. The record is from RefSeq and is a predicted model, not a curated record. Gene Ontology annotation, molecular function: GTP binding. Lineage: Eukaryota; Fungi; Ascomycota; Pezizomycetes; Pezizales; Morchellaceae. The transcript is spliced from 2 exons.
AUGAUUCCCACCAUAUCCUCCGUGAUUAGCCCUGCGCUCGGUGUUUAUAAAGACCUAUCCCCUGGUAUCUCCCCACCUCUUGCUGCCGUUGCUGCUCUAGUAGUAGUCGCUUUCGCGGCCUUUGUUCGGGGCCCCACCAAGGAGAAUGAGGCCGUCAGCUAUCUUCGUAGUGGGUUCGACCUUUUGGAGAAACAGGAGACCGAGCAACGGGAGCUGUUGAACAGACUGGAGGAAGAGAGGAGAAGGAUACAGGAUAUGGAGGCGGAUAGGAGGCGACGGGAGUUGGCCAUCGAGCGUGCUACGAUAGUCUUAGGGCAGACAAGGGCCGGUGCAGUGCGAGAGGUCAGGGAGGAGGAGAGGCAACAGAAAGAGGAGGAGAGGCGACAGAAAGAGGACGAGAGGCGACAGGGGGAGGAGGAUAACAGGAUUGAACGAGAGAAACUUUUCCACUUUGCCAGUAUCGGCAAGUCUGGCUGCGGAAAGUCCUCGCUCAUCAACGCAUUCAGGAACCUCAGAAAUAAUGAUGCUGGCGCCUCGGAGGCGGGCACGACGGAGACGACGCUUGAGAUUGGGCGGUAUCCGGCCGGAUGCUGGGACGGGGCCUCCCCGAAACAGGAUGGUAUGGGGCUGUUUAUGUUUGACUUCAUCAUCCUCGCAAUCGGAGACCGUUUCGAAGAGUUCCGACUCCAGGCAAGCACCCGCGGCCCUCUCCUCCACAGGGCAAGCACCGCAGAGCACAACCGCUGCGGCGAGAGAGUGCAAGCCCCAAGCUGCCCCCCAAAUUGCUCCCGAAUGUGCAAAAGGUAG